Magallana angulata is the source of this 897-nucleotide messenger RNA. RefSeq names its product heme-binding protein 2-like. The coding region runs from base 159 to 788 and encodes 209 amino acids. NCBI's taxonomy places the organism in Eukaryota, Metazoa, Mollusca, Bivalvia, Ostreida, Ostreidae. The record is from RefSeq and is a predicted model, not a curated record. The transcript has 5 exons.
UUCUUGGGGUAAAUAUACCCAUGUGGGUACAAACGUGAUCUAGUUUAUAUAAUUUGAUUUUUUUCAUUUAAAUAUUGAAAUCGGUCGCCAGUCACUCAGAGGAGAAAAAUACAUCAACCAACUCACGUGAACAAAAUCUGUAGAAAAAGAAUAUUAAGAUGUUUUACCUUGCUUUGACUUCCUGUCUUUUUACCCUGGCCCUAGGAUUCGUUGCUCACGAAUCUCACGCACAUGCACAUCUACCAGGUUUCUGCAACAAUCUCGACUGUCCAAGAUUUUCCGUCCUGCAGACUUACAAAGAAGGGUAUGAACUCCGACAGUACGAAUCAUCCAAGUGGGUGAUGACAAACCUAACAGCCAUGAUAUUUACCGACGAUGAUGAUAAAGAGAUGUUCGACAAACUUUUCUAUUACAUAUCUGGAAAUAAUUCCAUACACUCAAAGAUCCCGAUGACGGCACCAGUACUAAGGGAGGUAAUCCACGGUCCAGGACCUGCCUGUGAGAGCACGUUUAUGACCCAUUUUAUGAUUCCUUUCUCCCUCCAAUCAAACACUCCCACCCCCACUGACCCACGUGUUUACCUGAGGGAGGUGCCAACAAUGAAAGUUUUUGUCAGAUCGUUUGGGGGGAAACCGACGGCGGAGGAUUACAUGAACGAGCUGCAGACGCUGGCUGACCAGAUCGGUGACAGUGCUCGGUAUGAGAACGCCUAUUACUUCUUCGCCGGCUACGACAGUCCUUACAAGGUCUCGGACCGCCAUAACGAGGUCUGGCUCAAAGCGCUAUGAGCGUGACGUUAUGUGUUUACCCGUGAAACUUCAACAGUUGUUAUGUUCAAUUUUUCAUUUUUUUUUUUUUACAUUUUUAUUGACAUAAAUUUUGUUUUAUAAAUCGGAA